UAUUCCUCGAACAAAUUAGGUGAAAAGAAAUCUAGGUCGCCGAGCAAUUGUUCGUCUUUGAUUCGUGAAUUUCGGAAACGGGAGCGAGAAUUCGGUCAUCCGGCAGGCUUAGGCGAAGGAGUAUCACUGAUACAGACCAUCGAUGGAUCCUCAAGAUUUACCCGCGAAGAUAGCGCUCCAUACUCCUGUUUGAUCUUUGGAUAGUGUGAUUUAGGGCAUGGGAAUUGAAGUUUUUUGACGGUUUAUUGCGAAUCGGUUUCGACCAUUUUAGGGUAUUAUUCAAACGCUUCGUUAGGAGUAAUUUCUAAUAAUUAGCUAAACAUGCAAUGUCGAAGGCGUGAAGAUUACUAUGUUAGAGAAUCGGAAAGUAUGAAACUACAUGCUCAGGAUCGGCUUCAUCUGGAUCAUGGUCGAUAUGUUAAGCCCAGACGGGAGGCACUGGAUCGAUCUCCGUGUCUUAGAAGGAGUUUGAGCCCUCACAGGAUUGGUGACUCCUGGCGUGAAUUGGGUUUGGGUCAGAGGGUUGACACCAUUGAAAGGAGGGACGAGGAUUGGCGUCUAAGAACUGGAAGGAACAAGGAUAUCGGGUCAAGUGUACCUUCUUAUGGUCAAGCGAGGGAAAGGCCUAACUACGACGAAGUGUUCCUGCACAACGAUCACAGGCAGCUUUCAGAAUUGCAGCGAACACAUGUUUUAUCUGAGCCAAGGAAAAUUUCGGCGGAGGAUGAGUUUUUAGAUUAUAAUCAAGACCUUCGGUAUAUGCAUGAUGAUUUGAGAAUUAGGAUAGAGAGAGAAAUUAAUCAAGGGAAAUGGUCCGAUGGUAGUGGACAAAGGAGGAUGAAUCAAAAACUUUUGGCUGCAGAGGAGGGCGAGAUGGCAAUGGGGUCCUACAAUUCACAUUUGGAUAUGAAUCCUGCGUCAAUUUAUAGAGACUUCUUACCAUCAUCCCAGAGUUUGGAUAUGAGAAGUCUCGACAACGAAAGAUUUAAAUAUCGAGAUGAUGCAGUUUCAGAUAAAUCACAAGGUGCAGAUUAUCAUGAAGUUGAACCAAACCUCAGGUUUCAUUCGAGGAAUAUUGAAUAUUCUGCAAGCUCAGGAUUUUAUUCCAGAAAAUAUGAGAGCUCUUUGUCAAGACCAUUAACAGGCAGGUGUUUGGAAUCUUAUCAGGAUGGGCAGUACCUCCAAAUUUCAGAUGAGUUUUCAGAAAGGAGCCAUGGAGAUUUUGUGGACCCUAAAGAAUUUAAUUCAUAUGGGAAAAGGACCCUUGUAGAUUCAGCCAUGGUUGGAGGAAAGAGGAAUCUAACUCCUCAUCAACAAGGUACUAAUAGUUCCAGGAGGGAGCAUGGGAGCUAUUUUUAUUCUAAGCCCGAGGGAACAGUGAAUGAUUCAUAUGAAGGUCCGUCUCGAGUAAUGCAGAAAAUUACUCAAACCCGUAAUUAUAUCGAUUAUGAUAGUGCAAUUGUGUCUGGUCGUGGAGACUUUUCAAGACCAAAAGUUUCGAGCGAUAGUUUGCUGAAAUUACCAAAUGUUGAUGACUCGUAUGCAAACCAUAGAACUGGAAUAGCACUCGACUGUUAUAGACUUAGAAAACAGACAGUUUUAGAUUACCCUGAUAUAGAAUUAACAAAAGCAGUGAACCAUGGCAGUGAAUAUGUAGGUACUGGGUCCAUCCAUCUUGAGGUGGGUAGGAGAGUAACUCAAAGUUUCGAAGAGUCACCCAUUAACCCUUCUCCGUAUUGUCAAAAAUUGCUUGCAAGAUCAGAUUAUGGCUCCGAAAGAGAAGUAGGUUCACAUCUUUUGAAAGAGAGGUUGCAUGAAUCCUCCAUGUUCAAGUGUGAUGGAGAAGCUUACAGAAAUACUGAAAGCCUAGAAAGAAUGACAGAGGGUGUUUGCACUUAUAACUUGAAGGAUCGGGUGCCAAAAAGAAAAUAUUUUGAGGAAGAUAGGAAUUUACUCGAUUGUAAAAUAGGAACAUCUUGUGAUUAUAUGCCCAGUAAGGUUGUGGAUCUAUAUAAUAGUGGUGAAGAGUGGAUGGAGGACGAUACCAAUCGCAGAUAUACAUCCAGGAAAGCAAAAUUUGACCGCAACAAAUACAGGAAGCCAAAUAAGAAGUAUGAUCGGCAUAAUUUAUAUGCUUCUGAUGAUUCGUUUUUACGCGAAAGCUAUUUGGAUAAUGCUAAGAAAUAUGAAACUGGUCCUAAAUAUAUGAAGGGCAAUAAAAAACAGGGUACUUCAAGCUGGAUCAAGUCACAAAAUGUUGAUCGCAGAAAUAGUCUUCAUAAACAGCAUAAAGUUUGGAAUAAAACCGAAGGGGAAAACGGUUAUGUUUAUUUAAAUGACGCUGACUUGUCAGAUGAUUUGGUAAUACCUACGGAAUCAGAACCUCCUGAGGAUUCUGAAAAGUUCAAUCAAAUGGUUCAUGAGGCCUUUUUGAAGUGCUUGAAAAUGUUGAAUAUGAAGGCUAGUGUCCGAAAAAGGUACAAGGACCAAGGGAAUGGCGGUAGUUUAUAUUGCAUCGUAUGUGGCAGAAGCUACUCGAAGGAAUUUUUGGAUACUCAACGCCUGGUAAAGCACGCCUAUAUGUCCCACAAGAUCGGGUUGAGGGCUCAGCAUUUAGGUCUUGCCAAAGCCAUAUGCGUUUUGAUGGGGUGGAACAGUGCCCUUCCCCAAGAUACUGUAACAUGGGUUCCUGAGGACUUGCACAAGGAAGAAGCUGUGGUUCAGAAGGAGGAUCUUAUCAUCUGGCCGCCUGUUGUUAUCGUCCGCAACAUUUCUAUGUCAUGCAGCAAUCCUGGAAAGUGGAAAGUUAUAACAAUUGAAGCACUCGAGGCCUUCUUAAGAAGUAAGAAUUUGCUGAAGGGAAGAGUCAAGAUGAGUUUAGGCUGCCCUGCAGAUCAAAGUGUAAUGGUGCUGAAGUUCCUGCCAACCUUUUCUGGUUUGACAGAUGCUGAAAGACUCAACAAGUUCUUCCUUGAAAAGAGACAUGGAAGAGUGAACUUUGAGCAGUCGAAGGGCCUUAAUGGCAAAGGGAACGAUGUCGGAAAAACAGCGGAAGGAAACGAGAUCGAAGAGGAAGAAGUGCUCUAUGGAUACUUGGGGAUUGCAGAGGAUUUGGAUAGUGUAGAGUUCAAUAUAAGGAAGUCGAGUUCGAUAAAGAGCAAAAAGGAAAUUUUGGAGUUGUAAAAUCCUUUUCUAGUUGUUUUUAUAGAAUGCCAGAAGAGAUUCGAACACGGAACACGGAACGAAAUGAAAAUUUGAGAUUCUAUUUGUGUUAGUUUUUAGAA
Molecule: messenger RNA, 3284 nt
Organism: Cucurbita pepo subsp. pepo (vegetable marrow)
Lineage: Eukaryota; Viridiplantae; Streptophyta; Magnoliopsida; Cucurbitales; Cucurbitaceae
Biological process (GO): regulatory ncRNA-mediated gene silencing
Source: RefSeq, a predicted model, not a curated record